Messenger RNA from Stomoxys calcitrans (stable fly), 2030 nucleotides. RefSeq names its product cytochrome b5 reductase 4. The record is from RefSeq and is a predicted model, not a curated record. The transcript is spliced from 5 exons. Gene Ontology annotation, cellular component: endoplasmic reticulum. Gene Ontology annotation, molecular function: oxidoreductase activity; heme binding. Gene Ontology annotation, biological process: generation of precursor metabolites and energy; superoxide metabolic process. The coding region runs from base 355 to 1938 and encodes 527 amino acids. NCBI's taxonomy places the organism in Eukaryota, Metazoa, Arthropoda, Insecta, Diptera, Muscidae.
ACAAACUGCAGUGGAAUCCCUAAAAGCAGAUGUUUACAACAAUAACAGUACAUUCGUAAAUUGCUCAUCUGAGGGCAUAGAAUUUAAUAUUAUAGAAGUUCAGAUUUCUUAACCAUAAAUCGCAUUCCAAAGAUUGAUUCCACCAAGAACCGUAUACAACAGGGCUAUACAUUUUUUGAUUUCACAUGUUUACAUAACCUAGGGUAUGCCCUAAUGCGCGAUGAAUUAGGACAGCAUAACCCAAAGACUGAGAUGCAGGCAAACAUUUUUAGCGGAAACGAUACAACUGCAAUAGUGUCAGGAGCCCUCCAACUUUAAACAUUUCCCUACUACGAAAGUACAACAAUAAAAACAAUGACUGAUUCCCCCAAGAAGAACUUAUUGGCUCCGCCUCCCCCAACAUCUUUAAAAUUGCCCCUACAGAAUUUGAAAACCAACACCGGCUCGGCAACGGGUAAUCCUCGAAAUAAAUGUGCUCUAAAGCCGGGACAUUCGCUGAUGGAUUGGAUACGACUAGGCAACUCGGGUGCUGAUCUGUCGGGUACCAAAGGACGUAUUAUCCCUGUGACACCAGAAGAGUUGGCAAAACACAAUACUAGAAAUGAUGCUUGGAUGGCUAUACGUGGUGUUGUAUAUAAUGUAACACGUUAUAUGGACUUUCAUCCUGGAGGUAUUGAAGAACUUAUGCGUGGCGUGGGUAAAGAUGCAACUAAACUCUUUAACGAAGUCCAUGCUUGGGUGAACUACCAACAAUUACUUAACAAAUGCCUAAUUGGACCCUUGAAGAAAUCUUCGAGAAUAGAUAGGGUUCUAGAAGAAAAUGACACUAACAAAUUAUCAACCUUUGCCAAACCGCCUAUACCACCCCAAGACAUUGCACCCCGUUUGGAUUGGAUUCAGAAUCGCAGUAGCCUAACCUUAUGCUUUUAUACAAAACAAUUUUGCAAUCCUGGCUGUUUAAUACAAAAUUUAGCCUGCGAAGAUAGCAAUCAUAUUGAAAUUUGGAUAAUCAUUGGUAAUCACUUGCAUAAAUACAAAUUCAAAUUAAUGGGCAUGAUAUUGUGGCCACCAAAAGAAAUCAAAGUUGCCUCCGAAAGUGGUAAAAUAGAAGUGUGCUUACAAAAACCCAAUGAUAAACAGGACUUAUGGUCGGGUUUGGGAGAACAUCAUGUGGAGAAAUUGCUAAAAACUUCCAUAGAAGAAGAUUUGUAUUUGGACUAUAGCGCUUUUCUAUAUAAGGAAUAUAAUCAUGAUUCUUUUAUAUUAAGGCUUAAGAAUGAAAAUAUCAUAUGCUAUUUGCCUGUUGGCUAUCACGUUUCCAUGGAAGGCUUAAUAAAUGCAACAAAAAUUAGCAAAUGUUAUACUCCCAUUCCUAGUAAAUAUAUGACCAACCAGGCCAAAGAAGACAAUCAACUACACUUCCUUAUAAAGAAAUAUCAGCAUCCCAACAGUUUUUCAAUGUAUUUAAGUCAAGUGCCAGAUGAAACAAACCUAAAGAUUUCUUUGCCAAAAGGUAACUUCAAGCUAGCAUCGCUCGCUGGCCAUAGGUCAAUUUGUUUGCUAGCCGCCGGCAGUGGUUUAACGCCAUUCUUGUCUUUAAUUGAUCACUUGCUAAAAAGAAGCACCAACCGAAUAGAACUUUUAAAGCUGAUCUACUUUAAUAAAACAUGUGAAGAUAUUUGGUGCCAAGACAGUCUAUCUAACAUUGCUAAGCAGGAUGAAAGAUUUGAAUUCACCCCAGUGCUAUCAAAUCCAAAUAACUCUUGGACUGGCGUUCAAGGUCAUGUGUCUUUGGAAUUAUUGUCUCCUUUGGUGGAAAAAUCGAAUGCCAGCAAAAUUACCUACAUUUGUGUAUGUGGGCCCUCAGGAUUCAACCAAAAAGUUGAGGAGAUUCUUCAAGAUCUAGAAUUUCCCACAGGAAACUUAUUUAUAUUUUAAAAAAUUCAAUUGUGUAUGUGUUUGUAAAUUUUGUGUAUUAGCUGCAUAUGUAUAUAAAUUUUCAUACUUUAAUAAGAAAGAUGAAAAGAAAA